UGAGUCGGGCUUCACUCGCGGGCGACAGUCAUGGAGACGGGGGCCCCCGACCAGCUCGAGACCACUCAAGUGCGGCCUCAACACCGGUUCGACUGCCAGGCUCUGGAGGCCUACUUAAACCAACAUUUACCUGGUUUUGGGGCAGAUCCCCAGGCUGCGCUGACCGUUACUCAAUUCAGAUCAGGACAGUCCAAUCCUACCUUUUAUCUCCAGAAAGGCUUGCAAGAAUAUGUACUCAGGAAAAAGCCUCCAGGUUUACUUCUUCCUAAAGCACACAUGAUUGACAGGGAGUUUAAAGUCCAGCAAGCUUUGUUUUCCAUGGGAUUUCCAGUUCCCCAGCCGUUACUGUACUGCAGUGAUGUCUCCAUCAUUGGAACAGAAUUUUACUUGAUGGAAUACGUGCAGGGUCGAAUCUUCCGUGAUUUCUCACUUCCUGGAUUGAGUGAAGCAGAACGCUCAGCCAUCUAUGUAGCCAUGAUAGAAACGUUGGCCCGGCUCCAUUCCUUGAGUGUACGCUCACUGCAGCUGGAAGGGUACGGCAUGGGUGCCGGGUACUGCAGACGGCAGGUCUCGACCUGGAUGAAGCAAUAUGAGGCUGCAGCCCAUCAGGACAUCCCCGCUAUGAGGCAACUGUCUGAAUGGCUGAGGAAGAACUUGCCAGACAAUGACAAUGAGGAGAGUUUGAUCCAUGGGGAUUUUAAAUUAGAUAAUAUCAUUUUCCACCACAAAGAGUGUCGUGUUUUAGCCGUCCUGGACUGGGAGCUCUCCACCGUUGGUCAUCCCUUCUCAGAUGUCGCUCAUCUUUCCAUGUUCUACUUUUGGCCAAAAACCAUUCCAAUGAUAAAUAAAAGUUCUCACUUCCACGCAGGCACAGGGAUACCAUCAAUGGAGGAACUGGUCUCAAUCUACUGCCGCUGCAGAGGGAUUCAUUCUGAUCUUCCUAACUGGAACUUCUUUCUUGCCCUCGCAUAUUUUAAAUUUGCUGGAAUAGCACAGGGAGUGUACCACAGAUAUCUUUUGGGAAAUAAUUCAUCAGAGGAUAGCUUUCUGAUGGCCAAUAGUGUGCAACCACUGGCAGAAACUGGAUUACAACUCUCAAGAAGAACCUUUAAUACCGAAUUGCCACGGGCGGAUAAUUCCAGACAGUUGUUUGUGCAGACUAGGAAAGGCCAGGAAGUCCUUGCUAAGGUGAAGCAUUUCAUGAAACACCACGUCUUCCCCGCUGAAAAGGAGGUCCAUGAGUACUAUGUACAAAAUGAAAAUAAAGCAGACGUGUGGAGACAGCCUUCUGUGAUAGAUAAACUCAAGGAAAUGGCCAAGGCCGAGGGGCUCUGGAACUUGUUUCUGCCAGCAGUGAGCGGGCUCAGCCAGGUGGACUACGCCCUGAUUGCGGAAGAGACCGGAAAAUGCCAUUUUGCCCCAAAUGUCUUCAACUGCCAAGCACCAGAUACGGGGAACAUGGAGGUGCUGCACCUGUAUGGAAGUGAGGAGCAGAAGUGGCGCUGGCUGGAGCCUCUUCUUCAGGGGAGCAUCACCUCUGCCUUCUGCAUGACCGAGCCGGACGUGGCUUCAAGUGAUGCCACGAACAUUGAAUGCACCAUCCAGCGAGACGGGGACAGCUACGUGGUCAAUGGCAAGAAGUGGUGGAGCAGCGGAGCCGGGAAUCCCAACUGCAGAAUUGCCAUCGUUUUGGGCAGAACCGAAACUACAGCCGACUCCAGACACAAACAGCACAGCAUGAUUCUUGUUCCAAUGGACACUCCGGGAGUGAAAGUCGUCAGGCCCUUGUCGGUGUUUGGCUACCUGGAUGAGCCUCACGGAGGGCAUAUGGAGAUCCAUUUUAACCGCGUGCGCGUUCCCGCCAGCAAUUUAAUCCUAGGCGAAGGCAGGGGGUUUGAGAUUUCCCAAGGCCGCCUGGGACCAGGCCGCAUCCAUCACUGCAUGCGAUCAGUAGGCGUGGCCGAGCGUGCCCUGCAGAUCAUGUGCGAGCGGGCGGUACAGAGGAGCGCCUUUAAGAAGAAGCUCUAUGAACACGAGGUGGUGGCGCACUGGAUUGCCGAAAGUCGCAUUGCCAUUGAGGAGAUCCGCUUGCUGACCUUGAAAGCUGCUCACAGCAUAGACACUCAGGGCAGCGCGGCGGCCAGGAAGGAGAUUGCGAUGAUCAAAGUGGCCGCCCCGAGGGCCGUGUGCAAGAUUAUUGACCGAGCCAUCCAGGUGUGUGGGGGUGCAGGCGUCUCCCAGGACUACCCUCUGGCCAACAUGUAUGCCCUCUCGCGAACCCUGCGCUUAGCGGACGGGCCCGACGAAGUGCAUCUCUCUGCAGUCGCAAAAAUGGAGCUGCGAGAACAAGCCAAAAGGCUGACGGCCAAGAUGUGAGGAAGAGCAGAGCAGCUCCACGGCCUGCACCCAUGCACCGCUGUCAGCAGAGAGGCCAGUGCAGGGUCACUCCCUUGUCCAAAUGAUUCUAGCAUGUUCUAAUCAGUGAUUCUGUCAUCUCAGUGA
Molecule: messenger RNA, 2502 nt
Organism: Perognathus longimembris pacificus (Pacific pocket mouse)
Lineage: Eukaryota; Metazoa; Chordata; Mammalia; Rodentia; Heteromyidae
Gene: Acad11
Product: acyl-CoA dehydrogenase family member 11
Exons: 21
Coding region: 31-2376 (781 amino acids)
Cellular component (GO): mitochondrion
Molecular function (GO): oxidoreductase activity, acting on the CH-CH group of donors; flavin adenine dinucleotide binding
Source: RefSeq, a predicted model, not a curated record